AAAUCACAACCCUUUGCUCUGUAAUAUAUCCCUUUUUUCACUCAAAGUUUUGCCUCCCUGCCCAUUAAACCUUUCUUCAUUAGCAUGACUUUUACCUUGGAGAAACAUAUAUUCAAUAUUAUAGGCUUGGAGUUCUUUUGUUUUCUCCCCGAAGAGGUAAAACCCUGGGGGAUUUAAGUAUCUACUUGAUAGGCUCGCACAAUCUUAAUCAGCCUAUAAUGGAGCUAAUGGCUGUUUGUCAUCAUUGGAGAUAUAAAUUUCCUGGUGAUGUCUACUGCAGUCAGUGCAUGAAGUAUGCUCUGGCUGCCAGCAAGGUCUAAUAACCAGGAGAAGGGCAGUCAGCUUCAUUAGUGAGAGCGAGACUGAGACCGUACUGCCUGCUUUUCUGGGGAACUCUGCUCUUUUUGAAUACCGAGGGGAAAAAUGGAUAAUGCUGUUGAUGGUUUGGAUAAGGCUUCGAUCACUAACUCAGAUGGACCAGCCCCAGGAUCCCAAACUCCCCCCUUCAAGAGGAAGGGCAAACUCUCCAGCAUUGGCAAAAUCUUUAAACCUUGGAAAUGGCGAAAGAAGAAGACUAGUGACAAAUUCAGAGAAACAUCAGCAGUGUUGGAAAGGAAGAUUUCGACAAGACAAAGCAGAGAGGAGCUGAUAAGAAGGGGAGUACUGAAGGAAAUGCCUGAGCAAGAUGGUGAUGUAACAGUAAAUUUUGAAACCUCAAAUGGACACACCGUAGCCAUUGGUGAAGAAACUAUACAGGAAGAAAAUGUGGUAAAAGCCACUGGAGAUAAUGGUGCUUCACCAGAGAAAGCAUCAGCAUUGGAAGGAAAACAAGAAGAUCAAAAAGAGAACACUACUGAUCACUGCCCAGAAAUACCGACAUCCCAUGCUCCACCACUACCCAAGCCUAAGCCUAAAUCUAAAAAAGCUCCGCUACCACCAAAAAAUGCUAGUGCUGCUUCCACCACCACCAGCCAUAAGAAUAACGAAGCACCUCAUGCUAAAAAAAAGGGAAAGGUUCUUGCUAAACAGCCUCCUCUCCCACCACCCAAGCCAACAGGUCACAGUGCAAAUCGAGAAGCUGCUAGUUCCUCUCAUGCAAAAAAAGCACCAGUCUCCAAGUCCUCUUCAUCACCAUCUCCUUUGUCCACAUCAUCUCAGCCCAAAACCUCUAAGGAAACUUCCAGCAAAUCGGGCACAUCAGGGACUCCCAGGGGCAAGAAAAAACCUGGGAAACAGUCAGCCCCACGAACAGUGCCAGAUGGGGCUGCUGCUUCCCCCUCAGGUGCCACAGCCAACAGGUUGGAAGUGAAGGCAGAAAAACCUGAGCCUGAGCAACCUUCCAUAGUAAUUUCCGAAACGGAGGAUGCAGACCAACCAAGCAAGCUUGUUGUCCCCCCUCCUCCCACCGCUGCCCCUCCUCCACCUCCACUUCCACCUCCUUUUCCUGCUGCAGCCGCUCAGCCCGCUGGCUCCUCAGAUGCCCAAGGUGUCUCAGACAGCUGUGUGGCCGGGCUCUCCGUCCCCGGGUCAGAUUCUAAAUCUCUGCUCCAGACUGAGCAUGGCACAGAUGAGAGCCUGAAUAGUAUGGCCCUGAACAGCAGUCAGGAUGCUGGUGGAGAAGACACAAGAAGCUUGGCUUCCAAAGAAGACCAAGAAGAGGAGACACGUGACCAGGCACACUCUGAAGUGAUGGGGGAGGCUUCUGAUGAUGCUGCCCCUCCUGAGAGUGAAAGUAGCAGAGAGAGCCACAGCAGCGACUCAGACUCUGAUGGGCCAAUACUGUACACAGAUGAUGAUGACGACGAUGACGAUGAUGAUAAUGCAAGUGCUGAAAGCUCUUUGGCAAGUAAAAUUCGUCGUAGGGAUACUCUUGCUAUCAAACUUGGCAACAGACCAUCUAAGAAAGAAUUAGAAGACAAAAACAUCUUACAGCGUACAUCUGAAGAGGAGAGGCAGGAAAUCAGACAUCAGAUUGGAACGAAGCUAGUGAGGAGACUUAGCCAGAGGCCUACAACUGAAGAGCUAGAGCAAAGAAAUAUCCUGAAGCAGAAGAAUGAAGAAGAGGAACAGGAAGCCAAAAGAGAAAUAAAACGUAGACUCAGUAGAAAGCUCAGCCUGAGGCCUACAGUGGCUGAACUUCAAGCAAGAAGAAUCCUUCGAUUUAACGAGUACGUGGAGGUCACGGAUUCUCCAGAUUAUGACCGUCGUGCUGACAAGCCCUGGGCCAGGUUAACUCCCGCAGACAAGGCAGCAAUACGGAAAGAGCUGAAUGAAUUUAAAAGCACAGAAAUGGAAGUACAUGAGGAAAGUCGGCAAUUUACCAGGUUUCAUCGUCCAUAACUAUUUGACCAUGUCCCAUAUUUUAUGUAACAAUUUCUUUGGGGAAACCAUUGUGUCCUGAAGACCUGAGAUUGCACUGGAACUUGACUGAGUGUGAGUGUGUGCUACAGCUUCCCCUGAAGUUAACAGAGGAUGAGGCCCUCGCCUUUACCAAUGGGCAAAUGUUUUGUCUCGAAGGAGAAUCCACAUGAAGUGUUGGUCACUGUUAAGGCAGACCAUGGUUCUGUGGUUAACCCACACAGAGGAGUCGGUGGACUUCUUCAUCAGAGCCCCACAAGUCAGGAAGAACUGAAGACAAUCGCUUGAGAGCCUGUUACCAGGAACUCGUUGGACUUCACAGAGUUGUGACUGAGGGUAACUGAGGGAGGAGUGUGAAAAGCACUGAGAGCAUGGGGGAAGAGAGACUUCACUUGUCAGUCCACAGAGAAAAGUGGAAUGGAUGGGACUGCUUAACAAUGCACUGGGCCAGUGGGAGGAAUUAUUUUUUUAAAAAAAACUGAGAGUGUGAGCAACUGUGCAUGUAUUUUUAUUUUCAGUGGCCACAGCCUGUCUUAGACAACAAGCCACAAGUCCUCAUGUCAUCAGUACUUUAGUGAAGAACUGUAAUUUUCUCUGGUGCCAGUAAAUACAGUUGCCAGAAAUUAUUCCUAGUAUAACUCAGCUGUCUUUUUUAAAAUGCCAGUGAGCAUGCUUCAAGAAAAUACGUUGAACAUUCAUACAGAACAAGUCACAGAUGUUUUUGGUUUUUAAUGUUGACAUACUCUGGAUCCUCAGAAAUACAUAAACAGGAUUUGAAGGACACGUAACGUGACACUAUGAAUGCAAUGAAAUGCCUCAUGUUUAGAAACACUCCUUGCUGUCUGUGGCUUGCCAUUCAAACCAGAGGGAUCAUUAACUUUCUUCCCUAUGGUAGGCAGUGGUGACAGCUUUGACAUCAUGCUAGUGUGAAUCCAAAAUCAGAAACUAAAUUAGGCACAAAAGUUUUCACUAGUAGGCUUGAGCAGUGAUUACUAAUGUGACUUUUUAUGUUUAAGGACUCUUGCACUGCUUUGAGGAAGAACUCACGGGUGAAUCAGUAUGUCUUCAGCCAGUGGCCCUGUAAAAGUGAACAGAAAAUCCUUAGAGUGUCUGCAGCCUGUUUUUGUUGAGUGUGAAGAAUGCUUCUUAGAUCCAUAAUUUUUUAUACUAUCUUGAAAUUGUAUAUGUGAAUACAGUACUAUUGAAAUUAAGUGGUAUGGAGUGUGAAAGGCAAUACAUGUUUUUUUCUAAGUUGGCCCAAAGGCCUAUUAAAAAAAGCCUGUGGUGUUGUUUACACUAAGAAAUUCUCUGUCUUACAUUAGCACUUAUUUAUCCUUUGAAUUAAUGUACACAACAUUUGGGGGGGGGGUCUGAAAUUCACAUACACAUACAUUUAAUGCAGUAUUACAAUAUAUUUGCUAUUUAUCCUUUCUAAUGUGUGUACAUAUUACAAUUUAUUUUUGUCUUUCAUGUGCCCUGGUUUUAGUUUUUAAUUGUGAAGUGUAAGUAUUUCUUUUUUCAGGCAAUAAAAGGUCUGUGUAGAUGUGAUUUUUACCUCAGAACCUGCAAUACAUUCUUGUGGAAUGUUCUUAGUUUAUAAAAUUGAAGGUUGUUGUUUUAGAUGUCAGCCUAAAGGCAGGAAGGCAAUUUGGUGGCUAAAAUUAGAUCUCCCUCUUUACUGAUAUUUACGACAAGACCAGGUUUGUAUAAAUGGGGUGCAUUAUUUUAGUAAAGAGCACUUCUAGUAACAGGAGAAUGCUUUCCAACAGCUGGCACUCUAUUAUUUUUAAAGCAAUUGACAAACCUUUUUGUAAAAAAUGUAGAUUUAUAUGACUGUUAAGACCACUUACAUUUUAGUAAAAAUCUAAUGACGUAUAGACCCCAAAAUAUCAAUAACCACAUAAAAUAACCAUCUGCAUGCUUGUAGCAAAUAAAAGGAAGCAGCACCUUCCUUUUUUAAUGGAAUCGAUAAGAGCCAUUAGGAUUCCAUUUGGAGAAAACAGUUUAGCUUCUGUGAGGCCCAUCAUUUUAUAAAUAUAGAAACACCACUUUGACAUCAAGGAAGCAGCAAAAAUGUAUUCUUUGGCACUAAAUCAUACAGGAGUGAUCAGGCCAUUAGAGUUAAGGUUUGUCAGCAAUUCUGGUAGAAUCCUAAUUUUUAUUUUUAGAAUUUGAAGAGUAAACUUAAAAAUUUACACUAGUACUUAUAAAUACUUCUCCUGCUUAAACUCUUUAUUGUUGUUGCCAAAUUUAGAAAUGUGUGUCCAAUAUCCUAUAAAAGCCUAUGGUGUUGACUUUGAAGUAUAAAAGACAGUAUUUCACUUCAAAGGAAACAAGUGGAGCAAUUAAAUAGACCUCAGUGUUGUCUUAAUCACUUUGAAACAUUUGAGAGCAGCCAAGAUACUAAAGGCAGAAAGAUUGCUGCUGUGCAGGCAGAAUAACGUGGACAAAGGUAAGGUCAGACUAAAUAAACUUUAUAUAAGACAGUAGCUCCACUGACAUGCCAGGGUCCACGGGGGUUACAUAAUCAACCAAAACUUGUUAAACACUUUGGAUUAAGUGGAUGAAUUGACUUUGCAAGAAAACAUUCCUCUGUACUAGGGCUGGAGCAUGGACGGAAAGACAGGUGCCACCUACUCAUUUUAAGAGUUAAAACACGAAGAUGGGGACACAACUUCUGGCUUAGACUUCCUCAAGCUGCUUUUUGCCAUAAGACAUGAGGCUACAAAGGUGAGGUACCGCUUAGGCUUUCCCUACCCUCCAUGUUUGUGUUUCUUGUAAAGUAUUCACUACUAGCCAUUGCUACAGGCAGAAUACCAGCUAAUCUUUAAUUUCUCAUAUAACUUCUUAUCAUUUUGAUGAUAAAUAAUCAGAUGCAUUCUUUGGCUCACAAAUCAGCCAACUACUAAAGCAAAAUUAUAUAAUUGGACAGAAAGAGUUGCCUUUAUUGGAACUUAUGUUAAAAUGUAGUAUACUUGCAAAAUUAGAACUAUAUCCAUCAUGUAUUGUACCCACACACAGACUUAGAACUGUAUAUACUAUUUUUAUAUGCUAAAUAUCAACUGGCAGAAAAAUGACAGCUGUAAAGUGUUAUCCAUGCAAUAAAAUAACAAGAUUUUGGUAUGUCACUAUCUCCAGUGAAGCAAGUUUGCUUUACCUUAUUGAGCUGCCUGGAGUUGGUUUCUCUCUGCAUUGAUGAUUUCAGAUGUCUUCAAGUUGCUACAACAGCCCAUUGGAAAUAAUACAUUAUAUACGUAACUGCCAAUGGUGCUACAUGCUACAUGGGAGAAAUCAGGAUAAAUCCUGAGAAACUCCCGAGUGAGUAAUCCUUGAGGAAAAAAAUUAAAAAUAUGUAAAAAAGGCAAAGAAGAAAAUAACACUUUCCAUGCAACACGUAAUACAUUCCAGCUGGCAAAAAGGGAUCAAUGCAUAAAUUUUUAUCAAGGUGGACAAAUCAUUUAAAUGUGAUCUACAACAUACGACAUUUACAGACAUACCUAUGUUCCACAGAGUCAGAUAGGAAUGCAGAUGCCUACAUGCACACAAAGAGAAAAUGAAAUUAUCUCCUAUCUUACACUCAUCAGUAGGAUCACGCAUCACAGCAUGUUGCUGUGGGUGCAGAAGAAUGAUGCUUAAUCAAAUGCUAAUUUCUUCUUCACAUAACCAAUUGAAAAGGUUCUAGAAUGUCUCCCAUCUCUCUCUUCUUUCAGAUAAUACAUAUUGUCCUUGUAAGUGAAAUCAGUUGUUUCAAAUGAAAAGUAGUCUCCCUGAAUUUUCUCAAGUUGUGAUAUAUGUGUUGGCUCAACAAGUACUAAAAAAUUUAUUUAAGCUAAAUGCUGAUAAUUAUUUAAGCUAAAUACCAUUUUUACCGAUGAUUUGAGACAUGGUAGGACCAGGAGCAGUGUCUCUUAAAAAUCACUGAAAGUAUUCACAGCCAUUUGUAGGUCUACAAGACUCUAUUUAUUUGUUGGGUUUAGCAUUUACCUACGGUUCUGCGUGUCCCUUGCUGUGGUGGACUUUACCGACCUCUGAUGUGGUGUGGGACAGGGCAGCCCCACCUUCUGCGUUGGCCACACGGAGCAGCUCUUAGAAAAGCACCACAACCUCAGGUUUGAUGUAAAAAAUUUAUCAGAUGACCAUUCUUUUUUUUUUUUUUUUUUUCCCUUGAAAACCAAAUGAAAGCUGUGAAACAAAGAGAUGAAAGUGUCUCUGAUAUUACAGAAAUCAGACCACACCUUCCAGAUGAGAUUAGUGCUUUUUUUCCAGCGGAGAUGCUUCAAACCCAGAUCCAUGAUUAGUGAUACUACAGCUACAUCAGAGAAUUUGUUUAAAAAUAGCUGUCACUUAACCUGAGUAUAAAUAUAGUCAGAGCCACAAUUUUCUAUCAUCAUAAAAUUGGAGGAUGAUCCAGCCAGCACAGACUAUCUUAUCAUUCUCACCUCUAUCUUGCCACUUGGGAUCAACCAAAAGCCCCUCACAUCGGCUGCAGCUAGCAGGGGGUCGGAGCCGGGGCAGGGGGAGCCACGCUGUCACCUGGGGACCUGGCAGACGGUGCCAGGACGGGUCUGGCUGAGCACCACUGGCAUCUGAAGUAGCGACUAGAAUAUGAGCCCAUUUCUUCAUGUCUUUCAACACUGUAAUGAUAAAGUAAACCAAGCUAAAAGCCUACAUUUGCAUUGAACUGUCAGGUAUACCAGAACUGCAUCUUUUAAUGCGUUCACGUCGUGUGGUUUUAUUUGUAUCUUAAGGAGUUAAGACCUGCACCGCUGCUGUGAACUAAAAAAAAAAAGACAAUGUACUCAGGGUGAAAAACAGAAUAAAUUUUGCCUCCUGCUUUAAGGAGCUCCCACAUUUAGUUCUGUUAUUGUUGCUGUCUUUAUUGUCCAAAGCUCAGUGCAAUGCCCACUGCUGCGACCUAGCUUUUGAAAAAAAAAAAAUUCUAAAAGUUUUUAGUAAGUUGGUAUUACAAUAUUUUGAGGAUUAAAUUGAAAGUAAAUUCCCCCAGAAUAGCUUAAAGCUUCUAUUUAACAGAGAUUUGGAAAAAAAAAAAAAUAAAGUUUAUCUUUACAGAGAAAGGGAGAGGUGGAGUAAAAAUAACAUCUUUCACUGUGAUGUUUUGACAGAUUUCUAUUUAUUAACUUCAAUAAUUAAUAAAGUCUUGUUUCACUUUGUCAGUGUUGCCAUCUUGUUUCAGGAUUUUAAUAGAAAUAGAGCUCAUAUGAUCUAGAUACAGCAUUUCACCAAUAUUUAAUUAUUUUCUAGAAGCUAAAUAUUGUAUUGGUCAGGAACAAAUAAAUUAAUGGUAUUCUCUGUAUCUCCUCCUCAUUCAAUCAUUAAUUCUUUAUAUUAAAAAUGUCUUGCAGUAUUAUGUCAAAUUUAACCAUGUUUGAACAUUGUUAUAAUACAGUAAAAUGUUGCUGAACAUAUAUUAUCUUCCUUUCACUACUUUCUGUGGUGGCAUAUUGAUUUGUAAACUUGUAUGAAUUUUGGAAUUAAAGAAAUACUGUGUUUUGGAUUAUUA
Columba livia (rock pigeon) is the source of this 7879-nucleotide messenger RNA. It is a transcript of the gene PHACTR2, whose product is annotated as phosphatase and actin regulator 2. Gene Ontology annotation, molecular function: actin binding. The transcript is spliced from 13 exons. The coding region runs from base 424 to 2340 and encodes 638 amino acids. The record is from RefSeq and is a predicted model, not a curated record. NCBI's taxonomy places the organism in Eukaryota, Metazoa, Chordata, Aves, Columbiformes, Columbidae. Gene Ontology annotation, biological process: actin cytoskeleton organization.